AUGUCGUUCUUGCUGCGCCUAUUCAAACAGUCUAAAGAGGAAGACUACGAAACUAUCCUUUCCACUCUUUCACGCGAUAUUCAAUCACGGCAGCAAAAGCUUGCGGAUAUACGUUUACGCGAACGGCGCUCGACGCUCUGGUCGACUCUUUAUACGGCCGCAGCGUACCUCGUGUACGUCUGCUCGUGGUAUUUCCGAGCCUUUUCUUUACCGCGCGGAGUAGCGCUAGCACCUGUUAUUCUUGGGCCAUUAAUAGUGCUAUUUAUACGGCGGAUAGUCCAGCUUUGGUAUUCGAGAAAGGAGGCCCAUGAAGAGAAGACGCUGCAACAGCUCCUGAAGCAGCAGAGGACAAAGGUGGAGGAGAUCAAGAAGAAGACGAACUACUACUCCACGCGCGAUCUCCUAUCCAAGUACGACGAGUCAACGCCGAUGAAUACACCCCAACCUCAGGGCCUCCGCCAGCGAUUCAACCCCGCGCUCGCGCAGGCUCCCCAAACACCUAAUGCCCCCAGAUCCGGAGGGCCUUCUGCUCCUCCUUCGGGCCCUCUCGGUCCUCCUUCAAUGCCCAAUCCCGCCUUAACGGCCUUCUCCCCUUCACCAUUCCUCGCCACUCCCGCUCGCAAGCAGUGGUACGACAAACUCGCGGACGCCCUGCUCGGUGAAGAUGACCAGGCCCCGCCUUCCUCCCGCUACGCCUUGAUUUGCGAGAGAUGCUUCAAGCAUAAUGGGCUUCUGCCGGAGGCGAUGUGGCAAGACGCUCAAUUUCGUUGCAUAAAGUGCGACCAUCUGAACGCCUCUGUGCGGUCUAAACGCGAGGCCAGGCGGUCGAUUUCGCCGGGUCCUCUUCCUCCAAACGGAUCUCCCCCUUCCCCGACGACGCCUUCGCCAGUACGGAAUGCAGUGGCAAGCGCACCCUCGUCUAUGGCCUCGUCGCCGGCUUCGUCUCCAUCUCGGAAUCCGGGUGACGCCGACGGUGUGUUGGAUAGGAUGGACGAAGAUUAG
Messenger RNA from Pleurotus ostreatus (oyster mushroom), 1002 nucleotides. RefSeq lists its product as uncharacterized. Gene Ontology annotation, biological process: endoplasmic reticulum tubular network organization. The record is from RefSeq and is a predicted model, not a curated record. NCBI's taxonomy places the organism in Eukaryota, Fungi, Basidiomycota, Agaricomycetes, Agaricales, Pleurotaceae. Bases 1 to 1002 code for a protein of 333 amino acids. The transcript is spliced from 6 exons. Gene Ontology annotation, cellular component: endoplasmic reticulum tubular network.